Molecule: messenger RNA, 219 nt
Organism: Monosiga brevicollis MX1
Lineage: Eukaryota; Choanoflagellata; Craspedida; Salpingoecidae
Exons: 2
Biological process (GO): mRNA splicing, via spliceosome
Cellular component (GO): U4 snRNP; U2 snRNP; U4/U6 x U5 tri-snRNP complex
Molecular function (GO): RNA binding
Source: RefSeq, a predicted model, not a curated record
CAGUUCCUGAACUACCGCAUGCGCAUCACCACCGAUGAUGGCCGCUACUUGAUCGGUACUUUCAUGGCCUACGACAAGCACAUGAACAUUAUCCUGGCCGACUGCGAGGAGCACAGGAAGCCCAAGAAGGGUGCCGACGAGAAGGAGGAGAAGCGUACACUGGGUCUCAUCCUAUUACGUGGCGAGAACGUCUUGGGUCUCUCCAUCGAGGGCCCACCC